Neopsephotus bourkii (Bourke's parrot) is the source of this 5655-nucleotide messenger RNA. It is a transcript of the gene CILP, whose product is annotated as cartilage intermediate layer protein. The record is from RefSeq and is a predicted model, not a curated record. NCBI's taxonomy places the organism in Eukaryota, Metazoa, Chordata, Aves, Psittaciformes, Psittacidae.
AAGCAGCAACUCUCUCUUCUCCUUCCCAACAGGCUGCAAAUCCCCUAUGCCACAGCGGUCAAACCCUCGCCUCGCUCCAGGGACCGCAGCUCCGUUUGUGGUUCCUUGGGGAGAGGAUAAGACGCUCCUUAAUGGGGGUUUUAUGGGUUUUGUACUAAGAGCAAAUAAACCCCAACUCUGCUCAGUUUUUCCCCUUCGUGGCAGCUCAUGGUUAUGUAAUAUUGCUGUGCUAUUAAGGCUGUGGAAUUAAGAGCAGCUGUGAUUGAGGGUGAGGUGGGUAUUAAUUGAUGGGCAGAUGAAGGUGCAGAGGUUGCGGGCUGGGAAACUUUGAUGGGGAGGUGGUUGCCCAUGUCCUGCUUCUCUCUUCCUCAUGCAGCUAAGGGGUUUGGGGCAGGGUUAAUGGGGAUGCCGGAGUGGGAUGUUGGGGGGUUACAAUAGUGCUUUGCUCAUAAGGGGCUGUUUGAUUUCUUGUGGCUCUGUCCCACACCGGCUUCCCUGCCAGAAAGGGGAUACAAUGCUCAACGCUCCCUCCCACCAGGAUCCGGCUGCUGGAACCCCCCCUUUCCCAGCAUCACAUGUCCCUGGGCCAGAGGGAUGUAUCCCAUCCCAAACCCAGCACUGAACAAGUCACAGCCAGCUCCCAAAAUAGCUGCCGAGUGGGAAACAGGCUUUCAGGCUGGAUUAAUUUUUCCUGGUUAUUGUCUGGCUGCGAGUUCACAACCCCGCCGUGAGCCCACAAAACACGGCUCAUGUGUUGCUUGUUAUUUUUGCUUGACUGGGAUUUGCUGAGCCAUAAUCAAAGUAGUUCCUAGUCCCGCAUUCCCUGGUGUCGCUGGGGAAGGUUAAAACUGCUUACUAAUGACAGGGUGCUCUCGCUGCCGGCUGCUCUUUGUCAGCCUUGUUUUAUGGGUAAACUGAGGCACUGAAAGGCUGGGGCAACAUUUCACUGUGCCAGGCUCAUUAAUUUUGGGUGCAUAAAAUAAAGCAUCUGAUAACACCAGCUCCGUGGGUACCUUCAGGGAUUAAAUAGCCAAAUGCUUGGUGCCGCAGGGCUAAGGGACUUGCUUAUAGCAAAAUCUGAAGUGGCUGAGCUGGGGGAGAGCAACACAGAGCCUCAGUCCCUCAUCUGUGUGCAGAAAAGCUCCUUGCUCACAUUGGCAGGAAAGACUUGGCUUGUGCAUGGGAUUUUCCACUUUCAGAAGCACUUGGGAGCCUUCCCCCUCCCCACGCUCCUGGAACACACUGGGAUACGAUGCUGUCCUCACACUAAGCCCAGUGUGCAGGCAGAGGGAUGGGGGCAUGAUGUCUCUGCUCACGUGGGGAGCAGAGCGGGGGCCCAUGGAGCCACAUGGGCUGCAAGAGCAUCCCUGCAGAAGUAUUUAAGCUGUUAAAAGGCACUUUAAGGAGACGUCAUUACAAAGCAGCGCUCUGCAGAAUACAUUUGGGCUCAGAUGUGACAGUGAGAAGCAGAAGGGAUGCCACUGCAGAUGUGGAGAAGCCCCUUCUGCUCCCCCCUUGGGAAGCUGCUGUGGAUAGGUUGGAGGGGGAAUGAGCAGCUCCAGUUUUGGGCUGAUUCAGCCUUGGAGAUGCUCCCUGAAAGCAGCAGGACCCUGGGUGAGCCUCGACACAGCUGGGUUUGUCUCUGCAGGGCUGGCACGACUGAGGGUACUCCAAGGAGCCCCAGUCACCUCUGGAGACCAUGGUCACUGUGAAGGAAUGGAUCCUCCUCCUCCUCCUGGGAGCCACAUCCGUUCUAGGUCAAAGGCUUCUGAAACCAGCCCUUGGCAGGAUCCAGAUAGGACAGAAAACCUUCAGCCCGCUGGUAAUGCUCAGCUUGGAGAGUACGAGGAGCAGCUCUCGCCGGGCAGACCCGAUCUUCACCUACACCAGACGCAGUCCACUGGUGCCAGACUCAAAAAGGUUUUUGUCUCCAUGGUCGAAAUGGAGCGAGUGCUCAGCAAAGUGUGGCCAAACCGGUGUGCAGAAGCGUACCAGAUCCUGCCUAGCUGAGCGCCGCUGGGGCGUGCACUGUAAUGAAGCAACUGAGGAAGGGCGGCUCUGCAUUGGACAUGUUUGCUCAGCCUGCAACAUCACCUGCCCCAUGGGCCGUGUCAAUGCUGACUGCGAUGCCUGCAUGUGCGAGGAUGCGACCCUUCAUGGGAAGGUUUCUCUUGAGGAUGGGUCGCCUGCUGCCGAUGCCCGGGUCUACCUGCAAGCCCAGAAACUUAAGCUGUUGACAACAGCCGAUGACAGGGGCAUGUUUAGGAUCCCGGGGAUCUGUCCUGAUGGCAAAAACACCCUUAAAAUAAAGAAAGCCAAAUACGCAACAGCAACCGUCACCGUGCCUGAGAGCAACAGGAGAAACCUGGCGAUCCAAGUGCAGCUGCAGCGAUCAGGCAAACCCUAUGUUUUCAGAAGCCCUGAGGACAAAGCCAGGAGAGUGGGACAGAGUGUGUCGCUCUGCUGUGAUGCCGUUGGGAGCCCGGCUCCUGACCGCUACCUCUGGUACCACAAUGGCUCCCUGCUGGAUCCAUCUUUAUACAAAUACAAAAACAACCUGAUUCUGAAGAACCUGAACAGGCACCAUUCAGGAGAGUAUUUCUGCAAGGCCAGCAGUGCCGGGGGGUCAGCGAAGUCUCAGCCUGCCAAGCUUGCUGUCAUAGGGAGACAAGAGGCAGCCUGCGACUCCCAACCCCAAAGCCACCUCAUCCGACUUCCUCAUGACUGCUUCCAAAAAGCAACAAACACCUUCUACUAUGAUGUCGGCAAGUGCCCAGCAAAGACCUGUGCUGGGAAGCUGGAUAAGGGGCUCCGGUGUAAGGACAACGUUGCCUAUUGCUGCGGAGUGUCCAAGAUGGAAACCAGAGACAUCUCCUGUGAUGGGUACACGCUCCCCACUAAAGUUGUUGUAGAAUGUGGCUGCAAAAAAUGCACUGAGACCAAAAUAACAGUUCGAGGCAGAGCCACAGCAGCAGAUAAUGGAGAGCCACUGAGGUUUGGCCACAUCUACAUGGGCAACAAGAGAGUGAGCAUGACCGGCUACAAGGGAACCUUCUCGGUCCAUGUCCCAGCAGACACGGAGAGACUGGUUCUAACUUUUGUUGACCGGCUGCAGAAGUUUGUGAACACAACAAAGGUUCUGCCCUUCAAGGAAAACGGAGGUGCUGUGUUUCAUGAGAUCAAGCUGCUAAGAAAGAAGCCCCCUGUUACACUGGAAUCCACUGAAACCAACGUGAUCUCUUUGGGAGAAAUGGAAGAAGAUGAUCCGAUUGCCGAAUUAGAGAUUCCACCCAAUGCAUUUUAUAGGAAAAACGGAGAAGCCUACAGAGGCAAAGUGAAAGCCAGCGUGACAUUUCUGGACCCAAGAAACAUCUCAGCAGCUCCUGUGACACAAAGUGACCUGAACUUUGUAGAUGAGGAAGGAGAUGUAUUUCCACUCCGCACCUAUGGCAUGUUUUCUGUGGACUUCACUGAUGAAAAGGGCACCGAGUCCCUUAAUGCAGAGGAGGUGAAAGUUCAUUUGGAUGCUGCUCAGGUGAAGAUGCCAGAGCACCUGCAAGAGAUGAAGCUUUGGUCCCUGAACCCAGAGACAGGAUUAUGGGAGGAAGAAGGGGACUUCAACCUGGAGAAAAGCAGACGGCACAAAAGGGAGGAGAGAACAUUUUUGAUUGGGAACAUGGAGAUCAAAGAAAGGCGACUGUUUAACCUGGAUGUCCCAGAGAGCAGACGGUGCUAUGUCAAAGUCCGAGCCUACAGAAGUGAGAGGUUCCUGCAAAGUGAGCAGAUCCAAGGUGUUGUGAUUUCUAUUAUAAACACAGAGCCAGAACCAGGGUUCUCCUCCAACCCCAGAGCAUGGGGCCGUUUCGACAGCGUGGUCACUGGUCCCAAUGGUGCCUGCGUGCCUGCCUUCUGUGACGAGCAGAACCCCGAGGCCUAUGCAGCUUAUAUCUUGGCAAGCAUGGGGGGUGAAGAGCUUGAAGCUGUCCCCUCUGCUCCCAAACUCAACCCUAAUGCUGUUGGGGUCCCACAGCCGUAUCUCAACAAGCUCAACUACAGAAGAACAGACCACGAAGACUCCAACACCAAGAAAACAGCCUUCAGCAUUAACAUGGCCAAGCCAAGCCCUAAUUCCCCAGAGGAGAACAACGGCCCUAUUUAUGCCUAUGAAAACCUAAGAGAAUGUGAGGAAGCUCCACACAACGCUCCUCACUUCAGGUUUUACAGGAUAGAGGGAGACAGGUAUGACUACAACACUGUUCCCUUUAGUGAAGACGACCUCAUGAGCUGGACCGAUGACUACCUGGCGUGGUGGCCCAAGCCUAUGGAAUUUAGAGCCUGCUACAUUAAGGUAAAAAUAAAUGGACCCCAAGAGGUGAACAUAAGAUCUCGGAACAUGGGUGGGACGCACCCACGUACCAUUGGGAAGCUCUAUGGCAUCAGGGACGUCCGCAGCAUUCGGAGCUCGGAGCAGCGGGAUGUGUCGGCAGCGUGCCUGGAGUUCAAGUGCAGCGGCAUGCUCUUCGACCAGGACCGUGUGGACCGCACGCUGGUCAAAGUGGUGCCUCAAGGCAGCUGCCGCAGGGAGAGUGUCAACAGCAUGCUCCACGAGUACCUGGUGAACCACCUCCCCAUGGCUACCAACAAUGACACUAGCGAGUACACCAUGCUGGCUCCUCUUGACCCACUGGGACACAACUAUGGCAUCUACACCGUCACCGACCAAGACCCGAGGAUCGCCAAGGAAAUCGCCUUGGGUAGGUGUUUCGAUGGCUCAUCUGAUGGCACCUCCCGAACCAUGAAGAGUGAUGUUGGUGUGGGGUUGACUUUUACCUGUUCGGAGAGGAGCGCGGCAGAGCAAAGCAUCUUCGAGUCUCAGAGGAACUCGGGCCAGCAGUCCAUACUGGUUCUGCCAGGGGAGCCCUGCGUACCGAAGGCAGCCGGCAAGCCGCCAGAUCCCACAGAGGAGGAUCCCGAUGAGAGGUCAACGUCCUUCUGGAUACUAGAGCUGCAAAGGAGCCUCGGUAAAGUUGUUCACACUUGAUGAAGUAUAAUUUGAAAGUAAAACCUACCUGCUAACAACAGAACCCAAAGCUGGUAGGUGUCAUUAUUUUUGAGACAUAAUGAAGGUGCACUUUUUUCCUCCACCAGAAAGACAUAAGGCAAAAACUGGGGGCCAGUAGCUGUAGUGAGUUUGUGUCUUAUUAAAUGCAUCCAUAAAAAUCUUCUUUCUGCCUGACAUUAAACAGCUUCGUAUGAUAGCCUAAAGGGAAGACUAAACACGAUUCAAUUAAGUCAUGUACAUAAAACACCCUUCUGUUCUGCAUCUGCAGACUUUGCCAGCCCAAGUACCUGUACAGUAGUUGGUAACAUGAAAAGGAAUAAACUGAUUUCCUCAUACUGAAUUCAACUGCGAGGUUUUGUACUUGAAAUGUAAGUAUUUUAUUUAUUUCUAGCUUAUUUCAGAAUGACUGUAUUCCAGCUAAACUGCCGGCAGCUGCAUUUCUAAGAACCCACAUGCUCAACAGCACGGAGAAGCCAUGAGGAUUUGUAGGCUCAACAUGGAUAAAACGAGUUUUCUCUUGCUUCUUGCAGUAUUUGACAAGAAAAUCCAUGCUUUAAUGAUAGGGUAGGUUAAUAAAAAGAGUCAUUUUAUAA